This is a messenger RNA of Aspergillus udagawae, 771 nucleotides long. Its product is annotated as SDR family NAD(P)-dependent oxidoreductase. Gene Ontology annotation, molecular function: oxidoreductase activity. The record is from RefSeq and is a predicted model, not a curated record. The transcript is spliced from 2 exons. NCBI's taxonomy places the organism in Eukaryota, Fungi, Ascomycota, Eurotiomycetes, Eurotiales, Aspergillaceae. The coding region runs from base 1 to 771 and encodes 256 amino acids.
AUGAGCCUUCAAGGAAAAAUCGCCAUUGUCACCGGCGCCUCGCGCGGAAUCGGCGCCGGGAUCGCCCUUCAUCUCGCAAAGCAGGGUGCAAAGCUCACCCUGACCUACACCUCCGCGAGCAGCGCGCAGGGAAUCGACGAGCUAUGCGUCAAAAUCCGCUCCCUGAACAACGGCUCCGCAGCAACCAAGGUCCAAGCCGAUCUCAGACAGCCAGACGCCCCAGGCCUGAUCCUCGCGGCCACGUUUGAGGCAUUCCCCGAUGCAGAUAACAAGAUCGACAUCCUAGUCAACAACGCAGGGGUUUCGCAAUGCAAGAAUCUGGUGGAAACAACCCACGACGACAUCUCCUCCGUCUUCGACAUCAACGUCUUCGGCUUGAUGAACAUGACCAAAGCCGUAAUCCCGCAUCUCCGCGCCCCCGGCCGGAUCAUCAACCUCAGCUCUGUAGCCGCUCGGCGCGGAUCACCUGGUUUCUCGGUGUAUUCCGCGUCCAAAGCGGCCGUGGAGGGAUUCACGAGGUCGUUGGCCUGUGAGCUGGGUCCGGUGGGGUGUACGGUUAAUGCUAUUGAGCCUGGGGCGGUGGAGUCUGAUAUGUUGCGCCGGGAGAUUCCGGCUGACGUGCUCGCUUAUAUCCAGCAAAGUACGCCACUGGGGGGUAGAGUCGCUUUGCCGGAGGAUAUUGCGCGCGUGGUGACUUUCCUAGCGGGGGAGGAAGGGGGAUGGGUGACGGGGCAGAGUAUUUGUGUUAGUGGGGGGAUGCAUAUGAAUUGA